GUAAAAUCCUUAAUGAUGAUACUGCUCUUAAAGAAUACAAAAUAGAUGAAAAGAACUUUGUGGUGGUUAUGGUGACAAAACCCAAAGCAGCAGCUGGAACAUCUGAGCAGUCAAAUGCCACUACUGCUAUUAGCUCGACAACUGCAGCUCCUGCAACUCCCACACCAGUCACUGUACCAAUCCCUGCUGCUGCCCCUCUGCCAGCUCCUAUCCCUCCACCAUCAGCACCAGAUGCAGUUACUUAUGAAUCUGCACCUGUGAGUGCUCCUAAAGAAGAGAAGCCAGCAGAAAAACCACCUGAGGUACCCGCUGCUGUCAACCUAUCAUCAACUGACAGUACAACAGGUGAUACAUCUCGAUCAAAUCUUUUUGAGGAUGCUAUAAGUGCACUUGUGACAGGUCAGUCCUAUGAGAAUAUGGUGACUGAGAUCAUGUCAAUGGGCUAUGAACGAGAACAAGUAAUUGCGGCACUGAGAGCCAGCUUCAACAAUCCUGACAGAGCGGUGGAAUACCUUUUAAUGGGUAUACCUGGAGAUAAUCAGGCUGUGGCUGAACCCCCUCAAGCAGCAAGCACUGGUGCCUCUCAGUCUUCAGCAGUGGCAGCAGCAGUAGCAACUAUACCUACGACUACUAGUUCAUUAGGAG
Balearica regulorum gibbericeps (East African grey crowned-crane) is the source of this 645-nucleotide messenger RNA. The record is from RefSeq and is a predicted model, not a curated record. NCBI's taxonomy places the organism in Eukaryota, Metazoa, Chordata, Aves, Gruiformes, Gruidae.